Lotus japonicus is the source of this 1861-nucleotide messenger RNA. RefSeq names its product alpha-L-fucosidase 1. The transcript is spliced from 3 exons. Gene Ontology annotation, molecular function: alpha-L-fucosidase activity. Lineage: Eukaryota; Viridiplantae; Streptophyta; Magnoliopsida; Fabales; Fabaceae. The record is from RefSeq and is a predicted model, not a curated record. Gene Ontology annotation, cellular component: lysosome. Gene Ontology annotation, biological process: fucose metabolic process; glycoside catabolic process. Bases 111 to 1727 code for a protein of 538 amino acids.
UCCAAACACGUAUUGGUGGUAUUCCCAUUAUUACACCACAACUCUUUAGUCUACAUUACUACCACUCACUUGCAGAGUUCCACUCCACUCGAGAAAAGUCAAAGCCCAAGAUGAACACAAACGAGAGACGAAGAUUCUCCAUCAAAACUCAGAAUCCCAGUUCCAAAAUCCAAACUUGUUCACUACCCAUUUUUCCAAUCCGAAUUCUCCUUCUAAGUCUCUGUUCAUCUUGGGUGUCAGCAUCAACCCUGAAGCUGAAACCACCACCACCACUUCCAAUCUUGCCUCUCCCCACCGCGUUCCAGCUCCAAUGGCAACAGGGAAACAUGGCCCUCUUCUUCCACUUCGGCACCAACACCUUCACCGACGCAGAGUGGGGCUCCGGCCGCGUCCACCCCACCAUCUUCAACCCCACCAAGCUCGACGCUUCCCAGUGGAUCAGGGUUGCCAAAGAAUCUGGGUUUUCUCGGGUUCUUCUCACUGCCAAACACCACGAUGGUUUCUGCUUGUGGCCCUCUGAUUACACCGAUUAUUCUGUGCGUUCCAGUAAAUGGAGGAAUGGCACCGGCGAUGUUCUUGGUGAGCUCGCCGCCGCCGCCAGGGACGCCGGUGUUGGCCUUGGUGUUUACCUUUCGCCGUGGGACCGCCACGACCCGUCGUACGGUGAUACUCUCCGGUAUAAUGAGUUCUACUUGGGGCAAAUGACUGAGCUGCUCACAAGGUAUGGAGAGAUAAAGGACGUUUUUCUGGAUGGGGCAAAAGGAGAAGGGGAGAAGGACAUGGAUUAUCUCUUUCAAAGUUGGUUUUCUCUUAUUCACCAGCUCCAACCAGGGUCCACCAUUUUUGGUGAUUCGGGUCCUGACGUACGGUGGGUCGGGAAUGAAGCUGGUAUUGGUGGCUCCACUUCUUGGUCUUCUUUCAACAGGAGUCUCAGUAAAAUUGGUGGCCCUGUUGAUCCCGAAUACCAACAACAAGGAGACCCGCUUGGUCCUGAUUGGGCACCUGCUCUGUGUGAUGUCUCUAUCAGACCUGGUUGGUUUUGGCAUGCUUCAGAAUCUCCAAAGUCUGCAAGGACUCUACUUGACUUGUACUAUAAGUCGGUCGGUCGAAACUGUAAGCUGUUACUGAAUGUGCCCCCAAACACCUCAGGCCUUAUUUCACCUGAGGAUAUCCAAGUGCUUCGAGAGUUCAGUGAACUUCGUAGCUCCAUAUUUUCCAACAAUUUGGCUCUAAAUGCUUGGCUUAAUGCCAGCAGCACACGAGGAGGAAUUCAAAAUUCUCAAUUUAGUCCCUACAGUGUUCUUGAGGAAGGUUUACACUCUUACUGGGCUCCUGAAGAGUGCCAAUCUAAGUGGAUAUUGUACAUAAAUCUUCAAGAACUAGUGUCCUUUAAUGUUCUGCAAGUACAAGAACCUAUUCACAUGGGACAGAGGGUGAUUGAGUUUCACCUCGAGGCUUUGCACCAAGAUGGUGUGUGGAAGAGAGUUGUAAAAGGCACCACAAUUGGAUAUCAGAGGCUGUUGCUGUUUCCAAAAAUAAAAUCUCAGUUUUUGAAACUAAUUGUUGACAAGUCCCGUGCAGACCCAUUGAUAUCAUACUUAGGAAUCUACAUUGAUCCCUUUACGGUUUUGAGCGAUUUGCCUGAAGAAAAACCAGUAGCAUACUUCAAUGGAAGUCAGGUUCUUCGCAGCACCACGAACAAUGAUUCCCAAAGUGCUACUGUGUAAAGUUUUACAGACCAUUUGUUUGUUUGUGAGUGUAAAUUUGAAAUAUUUUUCAUAGAAAAUUCACAUUCAAUUCUUUCUAAUUCCUCAAAUGUGGACAUAAUCAGAAGAGUGAUCUAUUAUAUUAUGAAUUUGUA